This is a messenger RNA of Mus pahari (shrew mouse), 433 nucleotides long. RefSeq names its product follicular dendritic cell secreted protein (gene Fdcsp). The record is from RefSeq and is a predicted model, not a curated record. The transcript has 5 exons. Bases 41 to 307 code for a protein of 88 amino acids. Lineage: Eukaryota; Metazoa; Chordata; Mammalia; Rodentia; Muridae.
CAGAAUCAGAGAGGAGCAGAGUGGAGAGUUUCAGGACAAGAUGAAAACUCUUCUCCUGCUCUCUGCCAUCCUGGCAGUAACUGCUUGUCUCCCGGUGCCUAAGGACCAGGAACGAGAAAAACGAAGUGCCAGUAACAGUGACAGUGAUGAAUUCCCUUCACGGAUUCCCUUUCCCCCAUACGGGUAUCCAUUUGGUACAUACCCACCAUUCUUAAAUCAAGGCAACCCGUGGUAUUAUUAUUAUUAUUAUUAUCAUUAUCCUCUUUUCCCCCUGCCCUUCACUCCACCUCCAACUGCAGAUCCCUAACAGCAAAUAAAAGAAAAGUCACACUGUGGAUUAUUUAAGGUUACUUUGAAAUUGAAUAUGAACCACUUUCUUGAAGGAUCAAUAUUCCUGUUAAGAGAGAAAAAUAAAAGCAAUUGAAAUAGCAUA